AUGUCUGUGGAUAAAGGUUUUGAAUUAAUAAGAGAAUUUGAGCGCUCUACCGAUCCCAUUCCACCCUUCAAUGACGAUGGCGUUCGGUCCGUGCUGGAGGAUAUCUCCAAGAUCUACCAGGAAAACAACAAUCAUGCGCAAUCGUUCAGCUCGAACCGUGAUCGUAAGUUGCUUCCACUGGUCGUGUAUCGACACAAGCUUAUUCAGCGACAGAAACGUUGCCUACUCGCGUAUUUGGGAAACCGAUUGUUCCGCCUGAAACGGCUUCGAUGGCACGUUGGUGCUAUUCUGCCACCGGAAAUUAAGGCGUGCAUCAACGAGCCAGAAUCGAUGUGGUUCAACGAGUAUUCCAAAAUACUUGCCACAUACAUGGCCUCCAUCCACGACGGAUACGGGUUAAACCUCACGAACGACAUCAAGCCACCCAAAUCGCUCAACAUUGAGGUUCGGUGUUUGACUGAUUACGGCAAGUUCGAGCUGGAUAACGGUGAAAUCAUACUUUUGAAGAAAAACAGCAUACACUACCUGCCAAAGCUUCAGUGUGAACAGUUGAUUCGACAAGGAAUACUAGAGCACAUUAUUUAA
Molecule: messenger RNA, 585 nt
Organism: Anopheles nili
Lineage: Eukaryota; Metazoa; Arthropoda; Insecta; Diptera; Culicidae
Product: DNA replication complex GINS protein PSF1-like
Exons: 3
Coding region: 1-585 (194 amino acids)
Biological process (GO): DNA replication; DNA strand elongation involved in mitotic DNA replication
Cellular component (GO): GINS complex
Source: RefSeq, a predicted model, not a curated record